Messenger RNA from Neolamprologus brichardi, 1871 nucleotides. It is a transcript of the gene gas2b, whose product is annotated as growth arrest-specific 2b. Gene Ontology annotation, molecular function: cytoskeletal adaptor activity; microtubule binding; actin filament binding. Gene Ontology annotation, cellular component: actin filament. Gene Ontology annotation, biological process: actin crosslink formation. The record is from RefSeq and is a predicted model, not a curated record. NCBI's taxonomy places the organism in Eukaryota, Metazoa, Chordata, Actinopteri, Cichliformes, Cichlidae.
GUGGACCUGAGGGCGCUGAACAUCUGGUCGUGAGUGAUGUGUGUACCAGAGGAAAAACACGUAAGAAGAAGACUGUGAAUAAGAGACAUCUGUGGAAGAAUCCUACAGUUACUGUGAGCGUUGUUUUCUCUGGACUAGUGGGAUCCAUCAAAGAUCAUUUGGUGCUGAAACAUGGACAGUGAAGUUGGAGCAACGAAAGCCACUCUUGGCAGUCCCAUCACCCCGAGGCAGUUGACUGGAUUGGGGAUGAAUGGCUGUCUCUCACUAAGGUACAGACACUCUGGACCAGGCCUGGCCUGUCCCCAGGAGUACCACCAGUGGCUCCCCUACCGCCAUGACGCUAGCCUUCUGCCCAUGAAAGAAGACCUGGCCUUCUGGCUCAACACCAUGAUGGGAGUGGACCUCACAGCAGAUAAUCUGAUGGAGAGUUUGGAUAAUGGCGUUCUGCUCUGUGAGCUGGCUCAGCUGCUGCAGGACAAGAUGAUACACAACAACAAUGGCAAGGUCUUCACAAGAAGAGUGAUCCACUGGCGAGCUGAUGCAACUUCUGGAUCAUUUUUCGCCAGGGACAACACGGCCAACUUCCUCUACUGGUGUCGAAAGAUUGGUGUUGAUGAGGCUUACCUUUUUGAGUCUGAGGAUUUGGUCCUCCACAAGCAGCCUCGGGAGGUGUGCCUGUGUCUGAUGGAGCUGGGACGGAUUGCAGCCAGGUACGGCGUGGAGCCACCGGGGUUGGUUAAGUUGGAGAGCGAGAUGCAGAGGGAGGAGGCAGAGAGCUUAUCUCCAUCAUCCCCUCUUUUCAUUUUUCCUCCUCUCUCAUUGUAUUCACCAUCCCAGCCAUCCCUACCACCUGCCCCUUCUCCCCCUCUCCCUGCACCCGCUCCCCUCACUCCAAGGGCAACCAGUCCAUCUGAACCCCUCGCUGCUUCGCUUGCCUCUGAUCUUCCAUCAGCCACAACAAACCCAGUAACUAUGUUUUCAUCCCCUCCUCAGUCCUCACUCUCAUCCUGUACUCCUUAUACAGCCACAGUCUCGACACAAACACCUUUGUUCCCUUCAUCCUGCACCACUAACACAUCUGCCUCAACUCCGCUGUCAGCGCCUUCACCCGGCCAAACCCUGGAAUCCACCACCAAAGUCUGCCUUACCGCAAUAAACGCCCGCCGUCCGACAGCUACACCUCCCACUAACUCCCCACCUGCAGCCUUGACUCCUCGCUCAUCAAACAAGUCAACCAUCAGGAGGAGCUCCUGCAACAGCAUUUUGGAUGACUUUGUAAGAAACAUUACUGAAAAUCCACCCUGCAGUUGUCCCAUCACUUUCCUGGUUGAGAAACAACCAAAGGGCUGUUACCGUGUUGGGGACAAAGUUCUUUAUAUACGAAUGCUGAAUGAGCGUCACGUGAUGGUACGAGUUGGUGGAGGAUGGGAGACCUUUAUGAGUUACCUGAAGAAACAUGACCCCUGCAGAGGAGGAGAAGGAGGAGGAGGAGCAGUGCUGGCAGGUAAAUCUGAGGUCAGGCUCUGUAAGGACAAACCAAAGCCACCCAACUUGAACAUCUCACCUGACAGUUACAUGGUGGUCGGAGCCCAUUAUCGUGGCAAGAAGUAACUGCCUCCAGCUUCAGGUGGCAGCGGGAACUCUCACCUAAUCAGAGCAAAGUGUUCAAGGUCAGUGAUUGAACACAGCUGACGUCCAUUUUACCUCAAGUUAAAAUACAAUCCAACCUUUUCUCCUUAUACACAGAUGUGACUGUUCUUAUAGCUGUGUGAAGUACGCAACUGACUGUGAUUACAAGCUUACUUAACUCUGUGUAUGCCACAGUGCGUUAAGAGGCAAAUAAAUGGCAACAAUUUUAUCAAUUCACUAGC